AUGCCACCCGCAUAUCGCAAGACGGGCGCAGACCUGGACAUCCAGAUCGAUGACAAUGGGCGCCUGUUUCGACCAGGCGACUUCAUCACAGGUCGUGUCUCAAGGCGAUCGCACAUGGUCUCUCCGAUGUCGACAGUCGAGGUAAAACUCCGAGGUCGAGCCAAGGUCAAACUGGGCAAGACAAGAUACAACGGACAGUCAAGCCACACAACUUAUUAUCGCGGCCGCUUCAACUUUUUUGGCAAUGAGACUCGGCAGCACCUUUACCACGGACCCGUUCAUGUUCCUCAGGAAGGACCUGGGGAGUCGUGGGAGUUCGCCAUCCAGAUCCCAUUGCAUGCAUCCCCCGAGGUCCUCCUGGGUGGGCACCGCGAUGCCGACAGCAGCUUUCUAUCUCUCAACAAGUACACCGUUACUUCGACACCACUGCCGAGUACUUUCUACGACAGAGGACGUCAACUCAGUACAAAAUAUGAGACCUACGUCGAGUAUUCUCUCGAAGCUUCACUCGUACAACAAGGCAGCCACGGCGCAUCAUACACGGCUACUUUUCUCAUCCCAAUCCGAGCCCUAUCUCUUCCUCAGGGACGAGACCUGCCUGCACUGACAAAACGUUCACUGCCUGGUCGAGUCGUCUCACAGCGGCUCGUCCCCGGUAUGGAGGAUGUGGACCUCAGUUUCAAACAAAAAACCCAGAAAUUCUUCCACUCGUCCAAGGUCCCGUACUUGGGACUGGUGGCCGAAAUGACCUGUCUAGGAGGUAUACAGCUGGGUGCACAGGUCUCCCUCAAGUUCAAGAUUCGGCCGGAUCGUCGCAAUACCAGCGAGGUGAUUCAUGGUGUGCCUCAGACGGCUGUUGUUACCGAAUUCGAGCUCGUUCUGAAGGCACGCACCCAAGUCGUCGCCCCAGGCACCUGGCAUCCAUGUGACACAGACUCGAAGACGGCAAACGACUUGCAUGCGGUACUUCUCAUGAAGAUCGAGUGGGAUCCAAAGGCAAGUGACCCGGUCGAUGUUGGGUCACUCUUCGACUUGCGCAUUCAUUCCAGGUACGCCACGGCAUUGGGAAAACGAGUCUCAGAAAGUGGGCAGAGUGCGAUAUAUCCAAGUUUUACGACUUGGUGUAUUAAACAUGAUCACAUCCUCGAAUACAAGAUGAAGGUCUUGAUUGCUGGAGAGUUGGUUAAGUUCGAAGGGCAAACACCAGUGGUGGUGCUUGCCCCAGCUGAUACAUAA
This is a messenger RNA of Cryphonectria parasitica EP155, 1236 nucleotides long. RefSeq lists its product as uncharacterized. The transcript is spliced from 2 exons. The record is from RefSeq and is a predicted model, not a curated record. Bases 1 to 1236 code for a protein of 411 amino acids. NCBI's taxonomy places the organism in Eukaryota, Fungi, Ascomycota, Sordariomycetes, Diaporthales, Cryphonectriaceae.